Trichobilharzia regenti is the source of this 1428-nucleotide messenger RNA. Lineage: Eukaryota; Metazoa; Platyhelminthes; Trematoda; Strigeidida; Schistosomatidae. The record is from the annotation of a GenBank genome assembly.
AUGGGUGACCUAAUCAAGUUUUUCAAAUCUAAAAAUCUGGAUAGAAAAUUCGCGAAAUUAGGUGAAGGCCAUCGACUUAAUGAUGGGAACAUUUCUCAUAAUAGUACCUCAAAUAGUAAAAACAAGUCUGAGCCUGCUGCAAUGCCAGGGUCAUCUUCGAAAGCAGCAGAAGCAGCAAUGUCCAGGUUGACAAUAUCAAGGCCCCCAACUGCCGGUAAUCGGACAGUUUCUGUGAAUGUGUUUACCCAGAGUGGUGGGAAUUCGCGAAAUCAGUCAGUCGGAGUAGGGCAUGAACAACAAACUGUACAGCAGGUGGAUGCAGAAAAACCUGCUGUUAUUCCAAGAUUAUUGUUUUGGUGUCCCAACCUGUUCGGUGAUACAGUAAUGGGAUCUCGAGAUGAAGUAGAACAAGCUAUUCAAAAUUAUCUUUUGUCUGAAUCCAAUUGUAAUACAAAUGAAGCUGUUGUUUUAAUGCUUAUACGAGGGCUAGAAAGAAGCAAAGUGCCACCAUCUCAUAGUACUACAACUUCUCUUAGUGAAAUCAAAGAAAAUAGAAAGCAAAAUAUUAUUCGAAUUCUACAAAAUCUCAUUCAGACCCCAGAGAAUCCAUUAUAUCGGCGUUUACGCGCUUCAAACAGACUGAUACAAGAUCUGCUUUCCAUUGAUGGAAUGGAACCAUUUUUAAAAGCAUGCAAAUUCACAAAACAAUUGUUACCUGUUAGUCGCCCGGAUAAAAGUAAUGCAGAUUCAGCUGAACAGCUCAAUGAAGAGGUUGUUGAAAAUGAAAUCUUCUAUGUAAUAUCAGAAGAGGAUGCAAAAAAUCAAGAGUAUUUAGAGAAAUUAUUGAAUCUUUUCAUUACAGCUGAUCCUAUCCUACCUGAAUUAUAUCGUGAUACAAAAGUAUACAGGGCAACUGGUCGUGCUUUAUCCUGUAUUUCUCGUGAACAUCUUCCGGAUGAAUUUUUCCUUGCAACGAAAGAAGAUCUUCGAAGAGCCAUUGAUCAACAACAGCAAAUUAUAGAAGAAAGUGGUAUGCUGCUUACUAAAGCAAUGAGAGAACGUUUAAAAACACAAGGUUUGAAAUUAUUUCGUUACACUAUUAUCCGUGUUCGGCUUCCGGAUAAUCUUAUUCUUCAGGGUACAUUUUACGCUGUUGAUAAACUCCUGACAGUACGCCAAUGGAUUUCAGAAUGUUUCUCUGAACCAUGUUCAUUUCGUUUGUAUACUCCGCCUAGUGUACAAUUAGCUGCACGUUUAAAAGUACCACCAACAACACAAGUUGAAUUAACCGAUGAUGAUGCCGGUUUAAGUGAAAUGGGUUUAGCACCUUCCAGUUUAAUUAAUUUAAUCUAUGAAGAAGAUCAACAGCAAAGAAAGACAUCAACCCGACUACGAGCUGAUUUGAGUCGAUCAAUCGAAACAAUUUAA